Molecule: messenger RNA, 7377 nt
Organism: Chenopodium quinoa (quinoa)
Lineage: Eukaryota; Viridiplantae; Streptophyta; Magnoliopsida; Caryophyllales; Amaranthaceae
Product: TATA-binding protein-associated factor BTAF1-like
Exons: 5
Coding region: 283-6384 (2033 amino acids)
Molecular function (GO): ATP-dependent chromatin remodeler activity; DNA binding; TBP-class protein binding
Source: RefSeq, a predicted model, not a curated record
GGUAGCCUUAUUUGGGUGUUUGUAUUUCGUAAAUUGUCAAAUGCCAACAGAAAAUGAGGAUUCAAAGCUCUCUUCUUCCUUCAAACCCUCUCCUCUAUCUCUCUAUAUAUACUCUCCAAUGUAUUCUCCUUCGCAUUUUCCGGCUAACUUUUUCUUCCUUCAGAUCCCUAAUUUCACCUUAAACCCUAGAUUUUUCCCCUUUUUAGGGUUUCCUCUUCUCAAUUUCUCCCCCAAUUGCUUCGAUUUCAAUCUCAAUUUCUUCCUAUUCUUGACUGUAAUGUCAUGGCGCAGCAGGUUCCGCAACCUCAACCUCAGCCGCAGCAGCAGUCAUCUUCGCGGCUCAAUCGUCUCCUCACCUUGCUCGAUACCGGGUCGACGCAGCAAACUCGUUUCGCAGCUGCGAGGCAAAUCGGGGACAUCGCUAGGUCGCACCCUCAGGAGCUGAAUCCGUUGUUGCGGAAGGUGUCGCAGUGUUUGAGGAGUCGGAAUUGGGAUACGAGAGUUGCUGCGGCGAAGGCAAUUGGGGCAAUUGCGGAGAACACGAAGCGGGUUUCGAUCGAGCAGCUAGUUGAUAUUUCGGCGAAGAAGGUUUCCGAUGCCGGGUUCAGGUGCCCUGAGUUGAAGCCGAAGAAUGAGGCAAGUAUUUCAUCGUUUCGUAGUUUUGAUAUUAAUAAAGUGUUGGAAUUUGGGAUUUUAUUGGCUUCUGGGGGGCAGGAAUAUGAUGUUAGUGAUGAUAAUAAUGCUAAGAAUUCUAAACAAAGAUUGGCUAGACAAAAGAAGAAUCUUCGUAGGAGAUUGGGGCUUGAUAUGUGUGAACAGUUUAUGGAUGUUAGUGAUAUGAUUAGGGAUGAGGAUCUUGUGAUGUUUCCAUCUUCGGAAUCAUCAAAAACUGUAGGUGAUUAUAGUAGGAAGAGAGGUGGGUAUCGGGCGUUUCGGUUGCAGAGGCCGAGUGCCAGGGAAUUGAAUCUUUUGAAGAGGAAAGCGAAGGUUAAUUCGAAUGAUGUUAGGUGUGGGGUGAAUGUGGGGGUGCAGAAGGCUGGGGCUGUUUCGUCGGGUGGGUCUGAGGCGUUUAGGGGAGGUAGUGGGUCGGGUAAGGGAUCGGUGGAGUCGGCUACUGAUGAUGAUGGGGUGGAACUUGAGGAAGAUGGGUGUUGGCAGUUUCAUGGGUAUGUUGAACAGCUUCUUGUUGAUAUGUUUGAUCCUGUUUGGGAGAUUCGUCAUGGGAGUAUUAUGGCCUUGAGGGAAAUUUUGACUUAUCAGGGUGCUUAUGCUGGGGUGUCUAUGAAUGACUCGGGCUCUCGAGGUGGUCGGGCAGUGGAUAAUGCGAGUGAGAAAGUGAGGUUACCUGUGAAAAGAGAGAGAGAAAUUGACUUGAAUUUGGAAGUUCCAGAAGAUGGGUCUAUGGAGAUUUUGAAAAGGGUGAAGCAUGAAGGCAUUGAACCAUCUUCGGAGCAAAUGGGUGUGAAGGUUGAGCAAAAUGGAGAAAAUGCUUCUAGCCUAACUGAAGCUAAUGUUGGUUCUGUAAUAAUGAAAUCUGAACCCGAUGUUUUAGAGACAAAGAGUGUGAGUGAAGGUGGUGAUUUGCAUAUGAUAGAUUCAAUUGAUGCUGCUGAGAAGAAGGUAGAUGUGGUGGAAAGUCUUAGCACGAAUCCUGAGCUGAUGAAUUUGGUUGGAUCAGCUAGGAAUUCAUGGCUUAGAAAUUGUGAGUUUUUACAAGACUGUGCUAUUUGCUUCCUUUGUGUGCUAUCAUUGGAUCGUUUUGGAGAUUAUGUAUCAGAUCAAGUUGUUGCUCCUGUGAGGGAAACAUGUGCUCAAGCGUUAGGGGCUGUGCUCAAGUACAUGGCCCCUGGAUUAGUGCGGGAAACUAUGAAUAUAUUAUUGCAAAUGCAGAGGAGACCAGAAUGGGAAAUUCGCCAUGGCAGCCUGUUGGGGAUUAAAUAUCUGAUUGCUGUACGGAGAGAGAUGAUGUCUGAUUUGCUGGGGUUUGUUCUACCUGCUUGCAAAAGUGGACUGGAAGAUCCUGAUGAUGAUGUCAGAGCAGUUGCUGCUGAUGCUCUUAUACCCGCUGCAUCUUCUAUUGUUGCUAACAUGAAUCAGUUGCUGCAUCCGAUUGUAAUGCUGUUGUGGGAUAUUUUGCUUGAUUUAGAUGAUCUUAGCCCGUCUACCAGUAGUGUCAUGAAUCUUCUGGCAGAAAUCUAUACUCAUGCAGGGUUGACUGGAAAUAUGCUUGAUACGUUGAUACUGCAGGGUCCUCAGGAACUUGAUCUAAAUGAAGAUUUGUCAUACAAAGAUGAAUUGGAGGUAACAGCAGCAAACGAAAACCCUUAUAUGUUAUCAGCUCUGGCUCCACGUUUAUGGCCAUUUAUGAGACAUAGUAUCUCAUCGGUUCGAUAUUCAGCCAUUAGAACGCUGGAAAGGCUGCUUGAAGCUCGAUAUAAAAGACACAUCACUGAGCCUUCUGCUGAUUCUUUUUGGCCUUCCUCAAUUUUGGGUGACACCCUUCGCAUUGUCUUCCAGAAUUUGCUGCUGGAGUCAAAUGAAGAAAUUUUACAGUGCAGUGAGAGGGUGUGGAAGCUAUUGCUUCAUUGCCCUGUUAUGGAUCUAGUGACUGCUGCAAGUUCCCAUAUCUCCUCGUGGUUGGAGUUGGCUACUACUCCUUAUGGCUCCGAAUUGGAUAUUAAAAAGAUGUUCUGGCCUGUCGCCCCACCUCAGAAAGGAAGAUUUGUCACUGCUGCAAAAAUGCGGGCUGUGAAGGUGGACAGUUAUGCUGGAAGAGGUGGUAAUGUAGGGGCUGCAAAAGGGACCAUACUAGAGGACUCUGGAGAUGCUUCUGCUUCCUCUGUCAAGAUAGUUGUCGGUGCUGAUUCGGAGAAGUCUGUGACUCGCACGCGAGUAGUGGCUGCAGCAGCUUUGGGUAUUCUUGCUUCAAAGUGGCCAGAGUCAUCAAUACACCAUAUAACUGAUCCAUUAUGGAAAGAUAUAUCCUCAUUAUCUGGUGUCCAGCGGCAGAUAUCUUCGAUGGUUCUGAUUGCUUGGUUUAAGGAGAUGAAAAAUGGGGAUGUUUCACCAGCACAGGGAGUUAAUUCUGCUCUUUUUGAACAAUUUAAGAUUUGGCUGCUGGAUUUGUUGGCCUGUACUGAUCCUUCUUUGCCAACAAAAGAUUCAUCACUACCUUAUGCUGAGCUGUCAAGAACAUACUCCAAGAUGCGCAGUGAAGCCAGUCACUUGCUCCAAGCUGUUGAGUCAUGUGGAAUGUUGAAGGAUCUUUUGUCAACUACUAGUAUUGACCUUGGAAAUUUGGGUAUGGAUGAUGCAGUGGACUUUGCUCUGAAAGUUGUGCUGCCUAGCUAUGAUAGCUCUGUAGAGAGCCCCGGAGAAAAGCUUGUUUUAGAUGAUGUAGAGUCCUCAAGACAACGUUUACUGACAACCACUGGCUAUUUGAAGUGUGUGCAAAGCAAUUUGCAUGUUACUGUUUCUUCUUUGAUUGCUGCUGCAAUUGUAUGGAUUUCAGAUCUUCCUAAAAGGCUUAAUCCAAUUAUCUUGCCCUUGAUGGCUUCUCUGAAAAGAGAACAAGAGGAAAUACUGCAACAGAAGGCUGCUGAAGCUCUUGCUGAGCUUAUCGAUGAUUGUAUUGCACGUAAACCCAGUCCUAAUGAAAAAUUGGUCAAGAACGUUUGUAGUUUGACCUGCAUGGACCCUUCUGAGACACCUCAAGCAGGAAUCAUAACAUCAAUGGAAGUCAUUGAGGACCAGGAACUCCUUUUAUGUAGAAGCAUGAGUUCAAAUCAGAGGUCUAGGGGCCGUUCAGUAGCUAGUGUUGAAGAGAGAUCAAAGGUUGAAGGUUUCAUCAGCAGGCGAGGAGCUGAACUUGCUCUUAAGCACUUGUGUAAAAAGUUUGGGGCUUCCUUGUUUGACAAAAUUCCCAAGUUAUGGGAUUGUCUUUCAGAAGUUCUUAAGCCCAUUGAUCUGCAAGGGGAAGUUUCUGCUGAAGAGAAAAAGAUUACGGUAGCAAUUGAAUCUAUCAGUGAUCCUCAACUUUUGAUAAAUAACAUACAAGUGGUACGCUCAAUUGCCCCUUUGCUGGAUGAUGCAUUGAAGCCAAAACUGCUCACUCUCCUCCCAUGCAUUUUCAGAUGUGUUCGUCAUUCACAUGUUGCUGUUAGAUUAGCCGCUUCCAGAUGUAUUACUACUAUGGCAAAGUCCAUGAUAGUUAGUGUGAUGGCAUCUGUGGUUGAGAACGCUGUGCCUAUGUUGGGUGAUACUGCAUCCGUUCCUGCCAGACAAGGAGCAGGUAUGCUUAUUGGUCUGCUUGUCCAAGGAUUGGGAAUGGAACUGGUCCCUUAUGCUCCCUUGUUAGUUGUUCCUCUUCUUAGGUGCAUGAGUGAUUCUGAUGCUUCAGUGAGGCAGAGUGUGACACGGAGUUUUGCUGCAUUGGUGCCUUUUCUUCCUUUGGCGCGCGGCCUUCCUCCGCCUGCUGGAAUCAAUGAUAGCUUGUUACGAGACAAAGAGGAUGCAAAAUUCUUGGAGCAGCUACUUGAUAAUUCUAGCAUCGAUGACUAUAAACUUUUUACCGAGUUAAAGGUAACCUUAAGGAGAUACCAACAAGAAGGCAUUAAUUGGUUAGCUUUUCUUAGACGUUUUAAAUUGCAUGGAAUUUUAUGCGAUGAUAUGGGACUUGGUAAAACCCUACAAGCUUCUGCAAUUGUUGCAUCAGAUAUAGCCGAACAUUGCCUGAUAAAUAAUGGCAAAGAGCCUCUUCCCUCUUUGAUUGUUUGCCCUUCAACUCUUGUUGGUCAUUGGGCAUAUGAGGUAGAGAAGUUUAUUGAUCCUGCUGUUAUCAGUACUCUUCAAUAUGCUGGCUCUGCUGAAGAACGUAUUACCAUUAGAAGUCUCUUUAACAAGCAUAAUGUUAUCAUAACUUCAUAUGAUGUUGUGCGUAAAGAUGUCGAUUUUUUUGGGCAGCUUCAGUGGAAUUAUUGCAUCUUGGAUGAGGGGCAUGUUAUAAAAAAUGCCAGGUCAAAGAUUACUGCUGCUGUGAAGCAGUUGAAAGCUCAAAAUCGUCUUAUACUCAGUGGAACUCCUAUUCAAAAUAACAUUUUGGAUUUGUGGUCUCUUUUUGAUUUUUUGAUGCCUGGUUUUCUUGGGUCCGAUAGACAAUUUCAAGCUUUAUAUGGAAAGCCCUUGUUGGCAGCAAGAGAUCCGAAAUGUUCUGCUAAGGAUGCUGAAGCUGGUGCUUUAGCUAUGGAGGCACUGCACAAGCAGGUGAUGCCGUUCUUGCUCCGACGAACAAAAGAUGAAGUCUUAUCUGAUCUUCCUGAGAAAAUCAUUCAGGACAGAUAUUGUGACCUUAGCCCUGUUCAAUUGAAACUAUAUGAGCAGUUUUCAGGCUCCCAUGCUAAAAAGGAAAUAUCAAGUAUUGUCAAUCUGGAUGACUCCUACAAAGAGGCUAAGGAUGAAAAAUUUGCUCCUAAAGCAUCAUCACAUAUCUUCCAGGCACUUCAGUAUCUGCUCAAACUUUGCAGUCAUCCACUGCUAGUAGCUAGUGAUGAUGCAGUUGAUUCACUAAAACAUAUUUUGUCAGAUCUCCUUCCUGGAAGUCCUGAUGUCAUCUCUGAACUCCAUAAACUUCACCACUCUCCUAAAUUGAUUGCUCUUCAGGAGAUCCUGGAAGAGUGUGGGAUAGGUGUUGAUGCAUCAAAUUCUGAAAGCAUGAUUAACUUUGGUCAGCAUAGAGUUUUGAUAUUUGCUCAGCACAAGGCCUUGUUGGACAUAAUAGAAAGAGACUUGUUCCGUAACCAUAUGAGAAAUGUGGCAUAUCUGCGCUUGGAUGGAUCCGUACAUACAGAAAAGCGUUUUGAUAUAGUCAAAGCUUUUAAUUCUGAUCCUACAAUUGAUGUAUUGCUGCUUACAACGCAUGUUGGCGGGCUUGGUUUGAAUUUGACAUCAGCUGACACUCUUAUUUUUAUGGAGCAUGACUGGAAUCCAAUGCGAGAUCUCCAGGCAAUGGAUAGAGCACACAGGCUUGGUCAAAAGAAAGUAGUGAACGUACAUCGUCUCAUCAUGCGGGGAACUCUAGAAGAGAAAGUUAUGAGCCUUCAGAAAUUCAAAGUAUCAGUUGCUAAUUCUGUUAUCAAUGCAGACAAUGCCAGCUUGAAAACAAUGAACACAGAUCAGCUCUUGGACCUUUUCACGCCUGCUGAGAACUCCAGAAAGGGUGGCUUAAAACUGAAGAACUCUGAGGGCAAUUCAAAUGAAAAUAAAAAAGGAUCUGGAAGUGGCAAAGGCUUGAAAGCCAUUCUUAAUGGUCUGGAAGAACUCUGGGAUCAAUCACAAUACACAGAAGAAUACAAUCUUGACCAGUUUCUAUCAAAGCUCAAUGGUUGAGCAUCAAAACUGGUGGAAAUUUGUAUAUAUUUUGUAUACGGAGGGUCAAAACAGCUCCAUGUUUUAUAGAGUGCUUCUCCUCCAUUUGUGUAAUUGUUGCCUGUCAGCUCUGCUGGAAUAGCACGUUUACAAGGCCAGGGGUGGUUCAGGGAAGAGCAAUGGGAACAAUUCAAGUAACAGAGGACUGCGUUUUCUGCCUGUUGCUCUUCCAAGUACAUCUGCUUGGGCAAAAUCAUGUAGAUUGUAAGAGAUGUCAGAUGAAGGAGAUGGAGGAAGCCACCAUUUCAGCCUUUCAGGUUGAUCUUUUGUGGUGAAACAAGAUUGCCUCUCUUCUUUUUGUAAAGAGGAACACAGCUGAUGAGAGAAUUUUUAUCCAGUUUAACAUUCAAAUCGACAAGUGUAGUGGAAGUUGCCAAGAAGUGGUGAAUUUUGAAAUUGUCCAUUUUUUUGGAUCUGAACUCUGAAGCCGAUGAACAUAUGCAAAUUUUGGAACAAGUAAACAUUAUUAACAUGCAAAUGAAGUAAUGAAGCCUUUGAACUGAUUAUAUCUGGUGAAGAAAGUAGAUGUCUGACCACUAUUCAAUUGAUUUAUAGUUGGAUUCUAAAGCAUAGCUGGUUUUCUUGAGAUAUGUUGGAUGUGAUGUUUAGCUUUCUACUCCUAUUAAAUUAGAAAGAAAUCAAGGAGUCCUCCGCAUGUCUUCUUCCUUAUGAUCAAAUCACAAUGUUCAUUACUAGAAGGGUCUUAUCUUGCUCUUUCCUGUAGCUUCAAUUAUCUUUUUAUUCCGGCUAGCUUUCUCCCAAUUUUUUAGCUGCUUUGCAUUUUGGUGAAUGCUGUUUGCUUAAUGCAAUCAGUCCGCAGGUCUUUUCUGAAGCGUUUGAGGUAUCAAAGAUGUGAUAUAUAAGUCAUUGUAGUACCUUGCAAUUUGCAUCAACUUGCAAAUUGAAUGCUGUCAGAAAUCCAGUUUUUUUUUUUUUUUUUUUUUUUUUUUUUUU